Molecule: messenger RNA, 1418 nt
Organism: Ceratotherium simum simum (southern white rhinoceros)
Lineage: Eukaryota; Metazoa; Chordata; Mammalia; Perissodactyla; Rhinocerotidae
Source: RefSeq, a predicted model, not a curated record
CAGAGGGGGACUGGGCAGCCAUUGUUCUGCAGUUUCUGAAAGUGUUUUGAAACAAAAAUUUGUUGUCGGUGGGAGCAAUGGAAAGUCACAAGGCAGAAGAAGAGGCGUUAGAUAUUCUUCGGCUGAACGUAGGGGGCUGUAUUUACACAGCCAGGCGUGAGUCCUUGUGCCGCUUUAAGGACUCGAUGCUGGCAUCCAUGUUCAGUGGUCGUUUUCCUCUAAAAACAGAUGAAUCAGGGGCUUGUGUUAUUGACCGAGAUGGACAUCUAUUUAAAUACCUUUUGGAUUAUCUUCACGGAGAAGUUCACCUUCCCACAGAUGAGCAAACCCGUGUUGCUCUGCAGGAAGAGGCUGAUUACUUUGGCAUCCCUUAUCCGUACAGCCUGUCUGACCACUUGGCCAAUGAAAUGGAGACAUAUUCUUUAAGGUCAAAUAUAGAACUUAAAAAGGCUUUAACAGACUUCUGUGAUUCGUAUGGUUUAGUUUGCAAUAAACCAACAGUUUGGGUUCUCCACUAUCUUAACACGUCUGGUGCAAGCUGCGAGAGUAGAAUUAUUGGUGUAUAUUCCACAAAAACUGAUGGAACAGAUGCUAUUGAUAAGCAGCUGGGAGGAAGAAUUCACAGUAAAAGCAUUUUUAAAAGAGAGGCGGGAAAUAAUGUUCAAUACAUUUGGAGCUAUUAUUCAGUAGCAGAAUUGAAGAAAAUGAUGGAUGCCUUUGAUGCCUGGGAAGGAAAAGGUGUUAGCUACUGGCGGGUGCCCCACGAGCUGAUAGAAUGCUGGACUCUGGAAGAGCGGCCUUUACUUGGAAGCCUGCGUCACAUGGCCCCAGUUCGAAAGAGGCGACUGAUGGCGUUCAGUGAAGAGGCGGAGGAAGGCGUGAACUGUAAGACUGGUCCUAAGCCUGUCCGAUUUGUGGGCCCUUCCACCAGCACCCAAAUUAAAGUCAAGAACUCGGCUUCAGUCCGGGUCACUCCAGCCAGAACCCCCCAGGCCUGGUCCCGGGCGCCCGGGAACCGGGCUCCCGGCGCGAAGGCAGCGCACCGCCCCGCACCGUCCCCGGCCCCUGCCGCGGUGGGCACUGCGGGGCCCGGGCAUUCCCAGGCUUCCCCUGGGUCCGCGAGUGCUGAAAACGGAGCCGCGCACCCACCUCCGGCCAAGGUUCUGCUCGCGGACAAGAGGGCCACCCCGCACCGAGUGAUCAAGCUGAAGCGGACCCCGCUGGGCACUGCAGCCCGGCCCGCAGCGCCCCGCCGCCCCCCAGAAUCCCCGGCGCCUUGGGCGAUAGUACUGAAAACUGGCCGGACAAGACUGACUGACGGCGACGGUGGACUCACGACGCCUUGUUUGCCUUCCGGAGCCUCCAGGCCGCGUGCUUUCGACGGAGGAGAGGUGACGCUUGGUUCUUCUGUGGGGUGA